Molecule: messenger RNA, 1365 nt
Organism: Eruca vesicaria subsp. sativa (arugula)
Lineage: Eukaryota; Viridiplantae; Streptophyta; Magnoliopsida; Brassicales; Brassicaceae
Source: the annotation of a GenBank genome assembly
AUGAGUUUCUUCUUGUGUUCUUCUUCUUCAAUCGUGUUCAAGCUUGGAGUUUCUAUAAUCUUUCUAGUUUCUUUCUCUGGUUACACUCCUGCAGAUGCUUAUGAUCCUUUGGACCCAAGUGGGAACAUUACAAUCAAAUGGGAUAUCAUUACCUGGACCGGAGAUGGUUAUGUGGCGACUGUAACCAUAUAUAACUUCCAGCAAUAUCGACACAUUCAAGCACCAGGCUGGACUCUAGGAUGGUCAUGGGCAAAAAGAGAGGUUAUAUGGGGAAUGAAUGGAGGACAAACAACAGAACAAGGAGACUGCUCAAAAUUCAAAGGAACCAUUCCUCAUUGCUGCAAGAAAACACCUUCUGUUGUUGAUCUCUUGCCCGGAACUCCUUACAAUCAGCAGGUUGCCAACUGUUGCAGAGGGGGUGUCAUAAACUCUUGGGCUCAAGAUCCAGCAACCGCUGUUUCUUCUUUCCAGCUCACUGUUGGACAAGCUGGAACCACAAAUAAGACGGUCAGGGUACCAAAGAAUUUCACUCUCAAGGCACCUGGACCUGGCUAUACUUGUGGCCCUGGGAAGAUUGUUAAACCUACUAAAUUCUUUGGUACUGACAAGCGAAGAGUUACACAAGCAAUGAUGACUUGGAAUGUAACUUGCACAUACUCGCAGUUCUUAGCUCAGAAGACACCUACUUGCUGUGUCUCUCUUUCAUCGUUCUAUAACAGCACAAUAGUCCCUUGUACUACAUGCUCUUGUGGAUGCCGAAACACUUCUCAGCCAGGGAAUUGUGUAGACUCAAAAGGUCCACGGAUAGCAUCGGUUAUUUCAAAUACAGGGAAAAACUUGUAUCUACCGCCUCUGGUCCAGUGUACAAACCAUAUGUGUCCAGUGAGAAUCCACUGGCAUGUGAAGGUUAACUACAAAGCCUACUGGAGAGUUAAAGUGACCAUCACAAAUUUCAACUACAACAUGAACUAUUCUCAGUGGAACCUGGUUGUUCAGCAUCCAAAUUUCGAUAAUCUCACUCAGACUUUUAGCUUCAACUACAAGCCCUUGACUCCAUAUGCUCCCAUUAAUGAUACUGGGAUACUCUGGGGAGUAAAGUUCUACAAUGAUCUGUUGAUGCAAGCUGGACCAUAUGGGAAUGUACAAUCAGAGUUACUUUUCCAGAAAGAAGCAUCAGCUUUCACAUUUGAGAAAGGUUGGGCUUUUCCAAGAAGAAUAUAUUUCAAUGGAGAUAACUGUGUGAUGCCACCUCCUGAUGCUUACCCUUGGCUCCCCAAUACCGGCUCACACAAGCCAAGCAGUUCUUGGUUUGCAGCAAUAGCAGCAUCAGCCUCCUUGUUAUUGACUGUAUUCUUACACUAUUAA